Molecule: messenger RNA, 2060 nt
Organism: Panonychus citri (citrus red mite)
Lineage: Eukaryota; Metazoa; Arthropoda; Arachnida; Trombidiformes; Tetranychidae
Product: achaete-scute complex protein T3-like
Exons: 2
Coding region: 173-958 (261 amino acids)
Biological process (GO): developmental process; regulation of transcription by RNA polymerase II
Molecular function (GO): protein dimerization activity; RNA polymerase II transcription regulatory region sequence-specific DNA binding; DNA-binding transcription factor activity, RNA polymerase II-specific
Source: RefSeq, a predicted model, not a curated record
UAAUCAUCUUGAAUCAUUUGCUUCCCUAAUUAAACACAUCUAUUGGUUAGAUGGUGGAAAAUGUUGGUUAACCGAUGAAAAGAUCAUCUCAACUUUGAAAGAUCGAGACAUUUUCGGCCAUGUUUAUGUUACACCUUUACAGAAGUGACCGUUACCUUUUGACCCUUUCACCAUGAAUAUUUAUUCAAAUUCCUUACCAACAACCUACAUGACAACAACGGUACAUCAACAACCAACACAACAACAACAACAACAACAACAACAGUCCAACACCAUUGCGAACAAUGUUAUACUCAACAGUUUACUCGACAACAACACCGAGAUAAAACCAUCAAUGUUAACCGAUAUUUCAAUUGAUUUACUUUCUACCGACUAUUUACCCGAUCCAUUGAUUAAUUCAACUGAUUUAACUUCAUUGGACAAUUAUGAAGACGGUGAUGAAGAAGAUGAUGAACAUUUACUAAGUGACCAUAACUACGAGACCAUAAUCGAUGAUACAAGUCAUCGAAAAAGUAAAAUGGCCAAAAAAACAUACGAAACUACAUGUGAGCCCAUUUACCAUUCACCGAAUCACAAUGGAUCUUAUGUCAACGAUAAAUCGCAAAGUCCACGAAUAACUUCAUCAACUGAGAUUAUUUUAGUCAAACGCAGGCCAAGUUCGGUAUCUUCAACCUCAUCUUCAUCAUCCUCAUCAUCAUCUCAUGGAACAAUUAACAAAAGAAAUGAACGAGAAAGAAAUCGAGUUAAAUUAGUCAACAUUGGAUUUCAAACAUUACGACAACACAUUCCCAAUGGUGCUAAAGGUAAACUGUCCAAAGUUGAGACCUUAAGGUCAGCGGUUGAUUAUAUUCGGACAUUACAAUCAGUUCUUAAUGGUGAUGAUCCAACAAUCCAAUCAAUUGAUAGUAAUAACUUCAUGUGCCUAAAAAAUUUGGAAAAUUGUUUUUCUUUUCAAUAGUAAACAAUUAAAAAAGAUCAACAAACUGUAUACCAACCGUUUUUCUAAUUUAAUUAACAAUCAUUGUAACAAUUAUAUUAAAAUUGCCUUUCUUAAUUAAUCGAUUAACAGUUUUCCAUAAUUUCUUGUUCAUUAAUAGUAAAUUUUAUGCUGACCGCUGGUCAAUUUUUCCUCAACCAUUUGCUUGGUAUGAUAGUUAAGGUAAUAAGAGACAAUCAAGUAAAUUGUUUAAAGAUGUAAAUCAAAUCAAUUGGAUGUGAAUUAUGGUAACAUGAUUAGUUGAUGAUUUACUCCAAGUAAAUCCGGUCAUUAACUCAUUCUUUCAAUUUCUCUCUCACUCUCUUUCUGACCCUUGUCCACUUCUUCUUACUGGACACCUUUCGUAAGAUGGACAAUUCAUUCAUACAUUUUGAUACCGAUGUUGUCUGGACUCUGUCUGUUUCCCCCUUUCUCUUGUUAUUAUUAUGUUGACCUUAGGUCAGUGGCCUUAGGUCAGUAAACAUUUAUAAAGAGAGAGAGAGAGAAAAGAGAGUGACCAAAACGCGCCAACUCUUUUCUAUUGUGCUGACCCUUGACCAGCUUUAUUAUUCUUCGCAACAAAAGUUCACCUUUUCAUCUUCCUCUCGACUUUCAUUGAUUUCUAACAAUUGGUAAAUUACAAAUGUAACUUUGUUUUUAAUUCUCAUUGAAAAUUUUAUUUCCUUUUCUUCACAAUUUGUUUUUUUUUAUAUUCUAAAUUGAUCCGGUUUUUAAUUGACUCAAUUAAUUCAUAAUCUCAGGUGUGUUUGUGAAUCGCGUGAAUGAAUAUAGUUACAUACACACGGAUCUCUAAGGUAAAGUUUUCUUUUUCAUUCUCUAUUCGAAAGAAGAAAAAGAAAAUUAAUUAAAUUUGAUUCUCAUAUUGAAUGAGUCAAUUAAUUGAUUGUUUUUCUUUCGUUUCCCUUAAUCCAUAAGCAGAUGUAAGAGAAAAUGUAUUGAAUUUUGAUGGUGAAUUAGAGCUGCAACUAUACAACAGAGGCUUCGACACGAGCCAAAGACCUUAGACCCUCUUCUCGAACUCUAUGACUCCUCCUCCUCCUCCCACUAGGGCUUCAUACCAGCA